Messenger RNA from Humulus lupulus (European hop), 1308 nucleotides. RefSeq lists its product as uncharacterized. NCBI's taxonomy places the organism in Eukaryota, Viridiplantae, Streptophyta, Magnoliopsida, Rosales, Cannabaceae. The transcript is spliced from 3 exons. The record is from RefSeq and is a predicted model, not a curated record. Bases 16 to 1308 code for a protein of 430 amino acids.
UAAAAUAAUUAAAAAAUGGCUGAAGCAAAGAAGUUAGAUUAUAGAUGCUCACCUCGUAGGGUAUUUUCUGUUAUUUCCAAACUCAAUGGGGAUCAAAAGGAGGUAGUGAAACAAAUGGGAUUUGGGGCACUUUUGGGGAUGAAAGAUUGUGUCGUAAGAAGGAAUCUAGUGACAUGGUUGUUUUCUCGGUUCAACACCCAGGACGGGUCUUUGGAGGUUCAUGGGAAACAAUUUAAAUUGAACAGUCAAAUAUUUGGUGCUACGAUUGGUGUUAAGGAUGGUGUUGAAAAUUUAUUUCAUGGUAGCAAGAAGAAGCAUUCGAAAAAGAAGGUUGAAAGCACUGCUGUGCAAGUUCUAGAGGAGAAAUUGAUAACAGGUCAAUCGGCGGACAUGUCCUUCGUUCGAGACUUCUUGCUCUUUAUUGUCUCUGUAUUCUUGAUGCCUAAUACGUCUGUAAAUGUUGCUCGCGAAGUGGAGGAUCCUAUAAAGGCCAUAAAUGACAUUACAGCGGUUUGUCGUGUUAACUGGGCAUCACUGUCGUACAAUUAUCUAUGGAAGGCCCUUCGACGGCAUCAGAAAAACAAAGGCAUGUUUGUCGGAGGAUGCAUAUAUUUUUUACAGUUAUUUUACUGUCAUCACGUUGUUUGGAAGGAAGGAUAUGUUGAUAGAUCCCUCUGCCCUUUAAAUGUGUGGUCUGACGAUGAUUUCAAGGCUAUACUGGAUUGGGUACAGGAGCAUGGGGGGUUUGAAUCAAAUAAAAUUCCAAUGAUAGAGUUGCAGGACGGUGCUGCAGCAUCGAAGAUGCCUGCCACGCUCGCCUCUUUGUGUGAUAAGGUUGAAUCGAUUGAGAACAAAAUGAUUGAAAAGGAAAUAGAAAUGGUAAAAUUUCAUGAGGAUUUGAAGUUGCAAAUGGCCAAGGAAUUCAAACGAUUACGUAGGAGUUUGAGCGGCGGAAUCAAUUCAAGGGUGCGUGGUGGUGGUGUUCCCAAGUAUAGUAAGGGAGAGGAGCCUCGGGAUUCAGCCAUAUUAAUUAAUGACCCUAUCCUAGCAAACAUGAAAAUGGAUGAGAAUAGGAUAUUGGAGAAGCUUUCGAUUAGGAAUGACCCAAUGUUGUUGGAGUGCGGUAUAGGAUUUCGGAAUGAACCUUCUAAUGGAAACUACUCAUCCUCCUUCAACGAAAGCAACCUGGGGGAAGUGAAGCAUGACUUCAUUAAUUUUGAAUUAACAUUUUCACCACGAAAGGAGUUGUUCAAUGAGGUCCCAGCAAACACUGACCCAAAUGCUUUUUCCUGUGAACCAUCUAAUUAA